AUGUCUCACACAACGGGAGCCAUUGGCCUCUUGCUGCAUCAAUGCGCGAAAUUGAAGGCCUACAGUCGAGGUCUCGCCCUCCAAGCCGUUGCUUACAAGUCCGGCCUCCAUUCGGAUGUCGUGGUAUCCAACCAUGUCCUCAACGUGUAUGCCAAAUGCGGGAAGAUGUCCUCUGCUAGACAAGUGUUCGACGAAAUGCCGCAGAGAAACCUUGUUUCCUGGUCGGCCAUGAUUUCUGGCUAUGACCAGGUUGCCGAACACUGGUUGGCACUGGAACUCUAUUCCCAGAUGUGUUCUUUUCUCCCCAACGAGUAUGUAUUCGCCAGUGUCAUCAGCGCAUGUGCUGGUCUCGCGGCGCUGGUCGAGGGGCAGCAACUUCACGCUCAAUCCUUGAAGUUGGGUUGUACUUCCAUUUCUUUUGUGGCCAAUGCGCUCAUCUCGAUGUAUAUGAAAUGUGGUCGGUGCAGUGAUGGGUCAUUGGUCCACUCUGGGGUUUCAGACCCUACCCUCGUCUCUUACAAUGCUUUGAUUUCUGGGUUUGCUGAUAAUGGUCAAUCCAUUGAUGGGUUCAGAGUUUUCAGCCAGAUGCAACGACGGGGUCUUUUCCCGGACGAAUUCACAUUCGCUGGAAUUCUGAAAAUUUGCAGUGAUUCUACUGAUCAGCACAAUGGUGCUGCAUUGCAUUGUCAAGCAAUGAAGCUGAAUUUGGAGUCUUCUGCUUUCAUUGGCAAUGUAAUCAUUGGGAUGUACUCAAGCUUCAAGCUGAUAGAUGAAGCAGAGAAAGUUUUCAGAACAAUCAAAGACCGGGAUUUGAUAUCAUGGAACACAAUCUUGAGCACUUGUUCUAAUUGCUUCGAUCACGUGAGAGCACUAAGAGUACUCCGAGUUAUGAUAGCUGAUCAUCACGACUUGAAGCCCGAUGAUUUCACCUAUUCUGGUGCUCUUGCUGCUUGUGCAGGGCUAGCAUCACUAAAACAUGGUAAACAGAUUCAUGGUCAUCUGAUCAGGACAAGGCUGCAUAAUGACGUUGGCGUCAGUAAUUCCCUUAUGAACAUGUAUGCCAAAUGUGGUUCAAUAGUCAAUGCAUACAACACAUUCAACAGGAUGGGCUGCAGCCGGAAUCUGGUUUCAUGGAACACCAUAAUCGCUGGAUAUGGGAAUCACGGGCUUGGAGACAGGGCGCUUGAGCUUUUCCAGGACAUGAAAGCAGAGGGAAUGAGACCAGAUUCAGUUACAUUUCUCACUCUCUUAACGGCCUGCAAUCAUUCUGGGUUGGUGGAAGAAGGUCAACUGUGCCUUGAUUCCAUGGUUGAGAGCUACGGGAUCUUUCCUGAGACGGAGCAUCUCUCUUGCAUCAUCGAUCUGCUGGGAAGGGCUGGGAGAUUAAAGGAGGCGGAAGAUUACAUCGAAAGGUUUGAGUUUGGCGGGGAUCCAAUUGUGCUGGGUAGUCUGCUCGCUGCGUGUGUUCUGCAUGGAGAAGUUCCCAUGGGAGAAAGACUAGGUAAACGGCUUCUGAAACUCGAGCCUGCGACUACCUCGCCUUAUGUAUUGCUGUCGAAUCUGUAUGCCACGGAUGAGAAGUGGCAUGGUGUCGCAGAGACUAAGAAGUUGCUGAAGGUUAGUGGCCUGAAGAAGGAGCCAGGCCAUAGCAUGGUUGAAGUGAAUGAUACUUUUGAAAAGUUCACCAAAGGAGAUUUUUCGCAUUCCAGGAUUCUGGACAUCAGGGAGACCCUUAGAACUCUCAGUUCUGCGGAGGGAGAGACCGCCAUUUCUGCAGGAUACCAGAAUUAG
Molecule: messenger RNA, 1791 nt
Organism: Linum tenue
Lineage: Eukaryota; Viridiplantae; Streptophyta; Magnoliopsida; Malpighiales; Linaceae
Source: the annotation of a GenBank genome assembly